Messenger RNA from Sinocyclocheilus grahami, 3075 nucleotides. RefSeq names its product kelch-like protein 3. The transcript is spliced from 14 exons. Lineage: Eukaryota; Metazoa; Chordata; Actinopteri; Cypriniformes; Cyprinidae. Bases 1 to 1434 code for a protein of 477 amino acids. The record is from RefSeq and is a predicted model, not a curated record. Gene Ontology annotation, molecular function: protein binding.
AUGAUGAUGAUGAUGAUGGAGGACCGUUACGACGGUCUCGGGUGUAAAAGUCAAGGACACCAGGACAAACGUCAUGUUAAAUCAGGCAUUUUGGGGAAACAGAAGAAUCGGAAGAUGCUUUGUGACGUUCUGCUGGUGGCGGGUGAAGUGGAGGUACCGGCACACAGAGUAGUUUUAGCGUCCUGCAGUCCUUACUUCUGCGCCAUGUUCACAGGUGACAUGAGUGAAAGCAAGGCUCACCAUGUGGAGAUCAGGGAUGUUGAUGGACAGACGCUCUUGAAGCUGGUGGAUUAUAUUUACACCGCUGAGAUUGAAGUGUCUGAGGAUAAUGUUCAGGUGUUGCUCCCAGCUGCCAGCCUGCUGCAGUUGAUGGAUGUUCGACAGGUUUGCUGCGACUUCCUGCAGACGCAGCUUCAUCCCACCAACUGCCUGGGCAUCCGAGCGUUUGCUGACCUUCACGCCUGCACAGGACUGCUCAGCCAGGCCCACGCUUAUGCUGAGCAGCACUUUACAGACGUCAUGGUGGGAGAGGAGUUCAUGGCCCUCUCCUUGCAGCAGGUGUGCAGUCUGAUCUCCAGUGACAAACUCACCGUGUCCACCGAAGAGAAGGUGUUUGAGGCCAUGAUCACCUGGAUAAAGCACGAUAAAGAGGCCCGUCUGGAGCACAUGCCUAAGCUCAUGGAACAUGUUCGACUGCCCCUGCUAUCCAGAGAUUACCUGGUUCAGAUUGUAGAGGAGGACCCCUUAAUAAAAAACAACAACACUUGUAAGGACUUUCUCAUUGAGGCGAUGAAGUACCACCUUUUACCUGCAGACCAGCGGCACCUUAUAAAGACUGACAGAACCAGACCACGCACACCAGUCAGUUUGCCGAAGAUGACUCUGCCUGGUCUGUCGUCAGUGGAGGUGUACAGCCCCAAGGCUAAUGAGUGGAUGUUUGUGGCUCCCAUGAACACCAGGCGCAGCAGUGUUGGGGUGGGCGUGGUCGACGGAAAGCUUUAUGCUGUUGGAGGUUAUGACGGAGCGUCCCGGCAGUGUUUGAGUACUGUAGAGGAGUAUAACCCAGUCAGUAAUAAGUGGUGCUAUGUGGCGGACAUGAGCACUAGACGCAGUGGAGCUGGUGUCGGAGUGCUCAGUGGACAGCUGUAUGCUGCAGGAGGACAUGAUGGUCCUCUGGUGAGGAAGAGUGUGGAGGUCUAUGAUCCUGCCACUAAUGUCUGGAGACAGGUGUGUGACAUGAACAUGUGCCGAAGGAACGCAGGAGUGUGUGCCAUAAACGGUUUACUGUAUGUGAUCGGAGGAGACGACGGCUCAUGCAACCUGUCCUCUGUGGAGUACUACGACCCUGCUGUCGAUAAAUGGAGUCUCAUCCCCACCAACAUGAGCAAUGGACGCAGCUACGCAGGGGUGUCAGUUAUUGACAAGCCAUUAUGACUAAAAGUUCUGCGCAGCAGGUCUCUUCGCACCUGUCGCGGACUGAGCUGUGACAGACAGACAGUGAUUUAAGACCGAGUCCAGAUGCUGACAGGUGCUUGAAGCUCCUGACUGCCUCUCUCUCACACACACACACACACACACACACACCAAGCCCUGACCUCUGCCAGUCUCCAGAAAGUGCCAUUUACCCUUGUUAUUAACAGAGAGGCUGUGUGGUAGCCCAGUAUAGUGUGUAUUAAACGAGACCUCGUUUAUAAUCUGCCAGGACAGAGUAUGUAUGGGACACCUACAUGGCCUGUGCGGAUCUGAGUGCAGGUGAAGAUUGUGCCAACAGAGGCCUCUCUGCUUGCUUUACUACUGACCGACAAUGCUCUGAACAAACACUCGCAUCGCAGGAGCAGUCAAUAAGAUGUAAAUCUGUUUCUACGGUCUAACACUAAUGCAUAUCACACCCUUUAAAGCGGAUCAGGACUGGAUAUCACUGACUUCUGUUGGUUUGGUUACAGGGUUACUUUAUGUUUUUAUAAAACGUAUUAUGGGAACAACCCCAUAAGUUGUUUUAACCAGCUGCUUUCGUGCCAUAUAGUAAUGAGGAUGGUAAACUGCUAAACCGAAACAUCAAAUAAAUCUCACAGGGUAAAGGUAUGAUCACAUUAGCGGAAUUUCACUUUCAAACCAAGCAGCUUUCUAUAGAAUCCAUUGCGAAAUCUGUGUGGAAUUUCUUUUAAAUUCCAGAGUGCAUGGAUUUCGAUAGAAAUGACUGGAUUUUGGUGGUGAAAAUUCGCCAAACAACAGUAAAUGUGACCAUAGCAGUUAAUGUGCCAAAUGUAACUCAUAAUUCAUAUGGAUAAUACUGUAUGUUAGUUACUUGUACAUAAGCACUUUUCAUGAUGCAGUUUGGUGUGCAAUCGUCCAUGUUGGACACACAGAGUCUUUCUUUUAUCAUGAUAACUCUAUAGAUGCGGUCACUGAAAUAGCACUGGCUUGGCUUCUCUUUGGUAAAUUGCACUGUUCAUCUUGUUCAGUAGAGCUGUACUAUUGCAAUCGCAGGUCAAUUCCAAUAUAGCACAGGUUCAUAUUAAGUUCACCAUUUAACCUGUUCUAUCCUGACGGGGUCAUUUGGAUCUGUGCUUCAACAGAAAUGGACUUUGGAAGACUAUUUUAUUUUUUUAAAUAUUAAGCCGCCUUAAGGUUCUUUUUCUCAUUAAUGGCUUAUAGGCUCUGUAAAGCUGCACAGUAGUUCACUGUAGACGUUCAUGUUUACAAUACUGAUCAUUGUGAAAUGAAAACUAAAUUUGUUGGUAAUGAUUAUGAAUUAUUAACAAAACACUGCCAACAUUCUCACGAUGACCAACUUUGUUAAUUUGGAUAUAUACCGAUCUGAAAGUCAUACUAUGCAGUAAAACAUUGCUUUUAAGGUUUUUGUUGUUCGCAGUGAUUCCGAGUUUAAUUUGAGCUAUGCCUGGUGUAACUGCUGCCAUUACAUUGAUGUCUUUACACAUCAUCAUGAUCCACAACUCUAAAACUAUGACAUUCCAGUGUAGUGCAUCAUCUAUGGAUUAUGCACGAAUGUGGUUCGUGAACAAGGUAUUAAUGUAUUUCUAAACAAAAUGUAUUAAUAAAUUAAGCUUUGUUUAA